AUGACCUCCACACUCGAAGAAGCGUUGUCGCAUACGGGCGGCAAUGGGAAAGCCGAGGAGGGUGUCUCACUCAAGAGUUUCUUGGCCUCGCUGGCGACGGCCAUGAUUGUCUUUGCCGUCGAGUUUCUACUAUUCAUGCUACUCAAGGGCAAACUAACGCGCAUCUAUCAACCACGAACCUAUCUAGUCCCUGACCGAGAACGCACAGAACCAUCACCACCGGGCCUCUUUCGGUGGAUUGGCCCUGUGUUUCGAACCUCCAGCUCAGAAUUCAUUCAAAAAUGUGGCCUUGAUGCCUAUUUCUUUCUCCGCUACCUGCGCAUGCUCCUCAAGAUCUUUAUUCCCAUGGGUCUUCUGAUCCUGCCAGUACUAUUGCCCAUCAAUCGCGUGGGAGGAAAAGGUACCACAUUCCAGAAUGGCACUGAUUCUGGCCCACGGUGGAAUGUCAGUGGCUUGGAUCAACUGUCCUGGGGUAACGUGAAACCCGAGCAUAGCAGUCGCUACUGGGCGCACUGUGUGCUGGCGGUGAUCAUGGUCUUCUAUGUCUGCGCUAUUUUCUUCGAUGAGCUACGAGGCUAUAUUCGUAUGCGUCAAGCUUACAUGACAUCCCCACAACACCGGCUACGCGCCUCUGCGACAACCGUGCUCGUCACAGCCAUUCCCCACAGUUGGUUGAACGUCGAGUCCCUGGACAACCUGUUCGAUGUCUUUCCUGGUGGUAUUCGGAACAUUUGGAUCAACCGCAAUUUUGACGACUUAAACGAAAAGGUCAAGGAGCGAAAUGAACUUGCUCUCAAGCUUGAGGCAGCCGAGACGGAUUUGAUCGUUAAAUGCAAAAAAGCCGCAUGGAAGAAAGCCAAGGCAGAGGCGAAAAAGGCCGGGAAAAGUGAGAAGGAGAUCAAGAAUGAAGAAAAAGCUGCAACCGACCAACGAGCUUCUCAGAUGGCUAUGGGUCCUGGAAUCAGCUCCGGUGACCCUCAUCAGGCCCACACAUUGCACGAAGUUUUACAUCGAAGCUCCGACACGCAUAAGCGUGGUGCAUCAGAUGGGUCACGCACCGGUGGAGCUAUUGAUCCAGCGCUUAUGGCAGCUGGUCUGGUUGGACACGGUGUGGGGAAAUUGGGCAAAACGGUAAAAGGUGGUCUCAAGAAGAUGGAGGUUGGCUUUGACAACACAUUGGCCCGUAAUGGUGGCUUUGUGGAGGCGACCGAUAACGAUCUACCUCCCCGUGGGAAUACACCUCCUACGUUUGAUCCAAAUUCACCAUCCAAUGACUUACCUAUGGGAUCGGUCAAUUCAACCACCAAGCCACAAACACCCGAAGAAGGCCAGAGUGGUACCAUGUGCCACGAGGCAAGACCUACCUCCCAGAAACGACCAUCUUGGAAGGAUCGCAUGUCAUCUCACUUGUCUACCCAAUCCAAGAGAUCCAAUCCGGAGCCUGACGAAUAUCCUUUGACUGGCCCCGAUUCUCCCACGACUGAUACACCGCGUCAUGGAAAAACCAAGUCCAAGGCACGCAAGGAACUUGGCGAUCGGCGCAAAAGUCACAAAGAGGGAGACGAGAUUGAAGGGGAGGAAUACCCUAUUGCCUACAAUGAGGACUUCGAUAACGAAGACUAUGGAGAGCCGCUUUGGAAGCAGUAUGUUCGUCACAAGGACAGAGAGACCCACCGCCUACCCAUCUUCGGCUGGAAAUGGAUGCCUUCAUUGUGGCUGGUCGGCAAGAAAGUCGAUACCAUUGAUUACUGCCGGAAGGAACUUGCGCGAUUGAACCUGGAAAUCGAGGUUGAUCAGCAACAUCCGGAACGAUUCCCGCUGAUGAAUUCCGCUUUUAUUCAAUUUAACCAUCAGGUUGCCGCGCAUAUGGCUUGUCAAUCCGUCGCACACCAUGUACCAAAGCAGAUGGCACCGCGAAUCGUGGAAAUUUCUCCAGACGAUGUCAUCUGGGACAAUAUGUCUAUGAAAUGGUGGGAACGCUAUCUGCGUACCUUUGGCAUCGUCACCUUGGUCAUCGGCAUGGUCAUUGGAUGGGCCUUUCCCGUUGCAUUCACUGGACUCUUGUCACAGCUGUCAUACCUCGAGGGAGCUUUCACAUGGCUCGCUUGGCUCAAUAAGCUGCCUGCGUGGUUCAUCUCUGCUAUCCAAGGUAUUUUGCCUGCACUUUGCUUGGCCAUUCUUAUGGCACUUUUGCCCCUGAUUCUCCGCUUUCUGAGCAAGACUCAAGGCCUGCACACCGGAAUGGCUAUUGAGUUGGCCGUCCAGAACUACUACUUUGCUUUCCUGUUUGUGCAGCUGUUCCUGGUUGUCACCAUCGCCUCCAGUUUCUCAACCAUCAUUGAGAAUGUCACGAAUGUGUCCAGCUGGCCCGAACUGCUCGCUACAAAUAUACCCAGGUCAAGUAACUAUUUCUUCUCCUACAUGAUUCUGCAAGCCAUGUCUGUGAGUGCGGGUGCCUUGGUACAGAUCUUCGGCCUUAUCAGCUGGUUCAUUCUCGCCCCCAUCAUGGACUCUACCGCGAGGAAGAAGUGGGCGCGGACGACAAAUUUGAACCAAAUGCAAUGGGGUACCUUUUUCCCUGUCUACACCACCUUGGCUUCAAUCGGUCUGAUCUACUGUGUUGUUGCACCACUCAUUAUGGUGUUUAAUAUAAUCACGUUCAGCCUUUUCUGGUUUGUCUAUCGCUACAACACUCUAUACGUGACCAAAUUCCGAUUUGACACCGGCGGCCUCCUCUUUCCGCGGGCUGUCAACCAGCUGUUCACUGGACUGUAUUUCAUGGAGGUGUGCCUGAUCGGCUUGUUCUUCCUAGUACGGGACACACAGGGAUCAGUCGCAUGCAAAGGCCAGGCUAUACUCAUGAUCAUCGUUCUUAUCAUGACGAUUGGCUUCCAAAUCCUUCUCAAUGAAGCAUUUGGUCCCCUUUUGCGUUACCUGCCAAUCACUCUGGAAGAUGACGCUGUUCGCCGCGAUGAGGAAUUCCAUCGUGCUCAACUAGCCCGGCUCGGCCUUGGCAACGACGGUGAGGACGAGGAGGAGGAUGAUCGUCUCGAGCACAGUCUCGCUGAUCGGGAGCGGAAGGAACAUCACCGGGACCGAGACGCUCACGACAUUGAACUCAAGGCCCUGGAGGCAGAUCGUGAGGGACGAAAGCGUCACGACUCGGGUCUUUUAUCCACACCCAAACUUGGCACCAAGCGACCAUCUUGGGCCGAUCGCUCACCUGAUAGGCGGUCGAAGUUCUUCGAAGCGAAUUCCGCGGGCCCAAGUCCGACUAUCAAAGCCCUCCGAGAGAAGAUGGCUCACGACACCGAAGCUCAAGGGCUAGCCACUAACAACGUGGGUCAUGCUCUCUUCGCGGGUAUUCACGACGAACUGGAAGAUCUCACACCUGAAGAGCGUGAUCAACUGGUGCAACGAGCCUUCCAACAUGAAGCUCUCCGCGCCAAGCGGCCCGUGAUUUGGAUCCCACGAGACGACAUUGGCAUUAGUGAUGACGAGGUCUACCGCACACAACGGUUCAGCAAGCACAUUUGGAUCAGUAACGAGUACCAGGCAUUGGACGGCAAGUGCCGAACGAUCUUUAGCCGCAGUCCACCAGAUUUCUCGGAGGUGGACCUGAUCCAACUUUAG
Molecule: messenger RNA, 3633 nt
Organism: Penicillium daleae
Lineage: Eukaryota; Fungi; Ascomycota; Eurotiomycetes; Eurotiales; Aspergillaceae
Product: putative DUF221 domain protein
Exons: 3
Coding region: 1-3633 (1210 amino acids)
Cellular component (GO): plasma membrane
Molecular function (GO): calcium-activated cation channel activity
Source: RefSeq, a predicted model, not a curated record